Molecule: messenger RNA, 8790 nt
Organism: Hippocampus zosterae (dwarf seahorse)
Lineage: Eukaryota; Metazoa; Chordata; Actinopteri; Syngnathiformes; Syngnathidae
Gene: mbnl3
Product: muscleblind-like splicing regulator 3
Exons: 7
Coding region: 763-1791 (342 amino acids)
Molecular function (GO): metal ion binding
Source: RefSeq, a predicted model, not a curated record
UAUUACUUCCUCCCUCCUCCCACUGCUCCCCUCCCUGUUUGUUUGUCGUCGCAUGUUUCUUUGCCUCCCUUCCUGCCUCGUGGUCAUCAUCAGCACCCUCCUUCUCUUCCGCCUCCUCUUCUUUCUCCUCCACCUUCAGCGCCGCACAAUCUUUAAUUGGUCGUACAUGUCCAUUUAGUCUGUCAACCAUUGUGUGUGUGUUUUUAGCCCCUUUCCAGUUACGACGAGGAUGAUGCGGAAGAAAAGGAUGCAAAAGACGCUAAAGUAAGAAGAAGAGGAAGUGGGACGUAAGGAGGAGCUAUUCUUUUUAUUUUUCUGGGUGGAUGAGGGCGGCACGGUGCCAGCUGGUCUGGAAUGCAGACUCCAAUUGAACGAGCUGCACCUUUUUGUCUUGAACGUUUCAAGGACGCCGACCUGCUCAGUGACUUCGUCGGACAAACGCGCACUGCGGUGACUGCCUCUGCCUCCAACAUGUUGACGUGAAUGCUACGGCAACGCAGGGUGGGCCUGGCACUGGCAGCCUACCUCCACCUCCCCUCCCCACCAUGCCACACUGAUGUCCUCGGCGCAGUUUAGUUUUUUACCCCCCCAUGGACAUUCAACCCUGCUAUCUCAUCCCAGUCCAACUUCAGCUGCCACUAUUCCCAGCAAGAGCCAAUAAAGCACAGCACCCCUCCGCAGAACACCCCCGCCCCCCCUCCUCGUGGAGAUUUUCCAUCCGCGCAUCGUCGUUUCCGUUUGUUCCAGUGCGUCUCGUCGGUCAUGGCGGUGAACGUGAGCGUGGGCCGGGACACCAAAUGGCUGACCCUGGAAGUGUGCCGCGAGUUCCAGAGAGGCACCUGCUCGCGCUCGGACGCCGACUGCAAGUUUGCGCACCCGUCGCGCAGCUGUCAUGUGGACAACGGCAGAGUCAUCGCCUGCUUCGACUCGCUCAAGGGCCGGUGUGCGCGAGAGAACUGCAAAUACCUGCAUCCUCCUCCGCACCUCAAAACCCAGUUGGAGAUUAACGGCAGGAACAACCUGAUUCAGCAGAAGGCCGCCGCCGCGAUGUUGGCUCAACAGAUGCAUUUCAUGCUCCCCGGAGCGCAGCUGCAGCCCAUUACAACAUUCUCCAUGACACCCUCCCUUACGACCAGUCCCAGUAUGGCAUUCAGUCCGUACCUAAGCCACAUGGGCAUGGGCUUGAUGCCUGACCUGCUGCCCAAUACACCCCUGCUGGUCCCUGGGAGUCCUCCCGGCCUGGCGACUAUGGGCAGCGGCACCGCCGUACACAAGCACGCACGCACCGACAAGCUGGAGGUUUGCCGCGAGUUCCAGCGUGGGAACUGCACACGCGGGGAGAGUGACUGUCGUUACGCGCACCCCUUGGAGGCCGGCAUGGUGGACUGCAAUGAGAACUGUGUCAUCGUUUGCAUGGACUACGUGAAGGGACGCUGUGGCCGGGACAAGUGCAAGUACUUCCACCCUCCUACUCACCUGCAGGCCAGGAUCAAGGCUGGGCACAACACGGCUUCUGCCACCUUGGGUGGUCCGGCGGGAGCCAUGCAGUCUCUACCAAAGAGGCAGAUGGUGGACAAGAGCAACGACGCCCCCGUCUUUAACCCCAACGUGUUCCACUACCAGCAGGCUUUGGCCAGCAUGCAGCUGCAGCAACCGGCCUUCAUCCCCACUGUAGCCGUGAUGCACGGCGCCCCCGCCUCCUCCUCUGCCGUUUCGUCCAUCUCCAGCGCAGUCGCCGAUGUUCCUUUCGCCGAAUCUGCCGCCUCUGAUCAGAGCCUUCUGAGCUUGUGAUCUCGGAUCCGGUGGAGCUCCACUGCGUUCCCGUGGAUAUGCAGUCCCACUUGUGUCCGGUCGCCAAACUGCUGAUGGUGGAUCACGUGGCCCUUGAUUCAGUAAGCCUCUCUCCAAAUGCCACUUAAGCAACCCUUCCACCCAAAAGAAAAGUGUGCCUCAUCAACUGCACGCCAACUUUGGAAGCUGCACCCAAGAUACGUCACCUUCUUAUCAGCCAUACAAACCGACACCUUAAAUAUGCACUAGGCGUGCAUCCUAAAUGAGCUGCUGAGAACUAGAGUGGGCUUCGUUCAUUUUUGCCAUUUUGCAGGAGAGAGAUUUUAAGUUUUAUGGCAACUGUCAGUGUUUUUUUUGUUUGUUUUGUUUUUAGAAAUAAUAGAGUAUAAAUAUAAUGUUUGAUUUUACAUUUUGAAUAUUCAAAUUGGAUCACAUUGCUUGUACUUCAUUCAUGACUGAGAUACUAUCAUCAUAUUCAGUUUCAAAGGUUGUAUCCUGGUCAGUAUCAUCUAGAUCAGGGAAUGACAAUUGGUGGCCCGCGGUCUGCCCGCGGCCCCUCGAUCACAAACUGAGUGGCCCCUUGAAAAAAAGAAUGGGGGGAUUUUUUUUUAACAAACCCCAGUUCUUUAAAAAAAAAAAGAUAAAUAUUCAAUAUACAUAUUCUGCAAAAUUAUAUAUACAGUAUGUGUGAGUAUAUGUGCAUAUAUGUAAAUAUAUAUAUAUAUAAAAUGUGUGUAUAUAUGUGUUUUCGAAAGAAAAAAAUCCAAAAAUCACCUAUGAAUAUGCAAAUUCACAAGUACUGAACUGCAAUUUUUGAUUGACUAUAGUUUUAAAUUGUAAUAUCACAAUUCACCACUAGAUGGCAGACAUGGCUUACUUGUGCUGAGACUGGGUCUGAUGCUGCCAUAUACACUAGCAUGUGUAGGUUUGUGCUGAUUUGGAAUGAUAUGCAGGGCAAACAUAGUACCUCAAUAAACAUUUUGAGUGAGUUGCUUUUUGUGAAACAGUAAUGUACAAAAUCAGUGAUCAAAAUAAGUCCAAGCAUCUACCAAAUCUGUCAAUAUUCCAAAAAAGAUGAUAAAUGUGUUUCAGUUGCACUGGCACCCAAGGUAAAGCACCACUUUCUUUUCAUGCCUUUUAAUCUCUAAAGCUGACUUUUGAAGUUGCUGGAAUGUGAGUUGGCCCAGUGGUACACUGGUGAAUUCCAGAAACCUGCGGAGUGCAACCAGGGGCUUCAAGUGUUGAUUCGGACCAGUAUUCAUCUGAACAUGACAACAAUGGAGUUAGCCCAUGAGUCAGUUCUCAGUAGCUCAACUUGUCAAAUGAAAGACACACACAAAGAAAAGACGAAAUCCCCAACUAUGGGUUGGACUCAUCUCAGAAGGCAGCAGGCCAACCUUUGGACUGGUGACAAAAAAAAUUGAGUGGAUAUGGGGACCACAUCUGAAUGACGGACUUGUGACAAACCAUCACGACGCGUUUGCAGAUGGCCUCGCGUGUAAGUGCAUUCACUUUUCAUUUGUGUGACAUUGGCUGGCGCUUACGAUGUCGACUCGUUUGGGAUUUUUGUUUUAGCUGCAGAGGAGACUUCACGCAAACUCCAAAGUUCAGGGAACAUGCACUCUCUGUCAUGUUAAAAAAAAAAAAAAGUAAAAAAAACUGAGAAAAGUACAUGCGAUUGAUAAAUAUCCAUGAUAUCAAGGGAUUAUUAAAAAAAUGAAUUAAUCAUCAAUAAAAAUGUUUAUCCUGUAUGACAGUGGUUCAAACCUCUGCUAUAUAAAAAACAAAACAAAAAAAACCCCCGAGAUUAUUAGAAACGGAAGAUAAUAUUCAUAGAUCACACCUAUCCUGAUAGAAAUGAUAACCACUGUAGUUAUGUUCACUCGUCAUCGUCGAAAUGAGGGCAGGUGCACAAAUAAUUGCUUUGCACUUUUAUUGUAUUAUCUGUUUUGGGGUUUUUUUUACACUUGUAAGGCAAUUAAGAAUGUUGAAUAGUGACGUCAAGCAUUGUCCGGACAGUGUGACCAGUUUGAGUGACUCGGCUCCAUUUCCAACUUCGUCUGGGAAAGGUAUUUUGAAAUGUGUCCACUGUAGUUAUGUACAGUAAAAAGAAAAAAAAAGCCACUCACAGAAACAUUUAUGUUUACAAGAAGGUCUAUCUAUAAACAUAUCGUGUCACAUACGCAACUGUAGAAUAUUGAAACAUAACUUAACUUCACUGGCAGGUGAAAUGAUGACAGCUGUUUUCUUUUGUGUUCAGUAAGGAUUGUUUCUUCAUUGCGGGGGAGGAAAAAAAAAACACAAAGCCUCAAGAAGCUUCAUUUUGGUCUCAAGAAACAAAAGUGACUUUGUGAUGUUGACGAUAGAAUGAAUGCAAACAUUUCAAUUGGGCCAAAGGCAUCUACCGUAAUAUGCAAGGAGCUGCACCAUUCGAUGCAAUGCUGGAUCCUACACGUGCAUGUCAACUUUUUAAAUGUCCUUUUCGUUCUGCUUUGAAGCCUUUCGAGUUGAAUGUUUUUGACGCCAUAGAAUUGAUUCCCGUGCGCGCUGGCUUUCGAAGGGGAAAUUGAAACUUGAAAAACGGUUCAGUUGUUUUGCGGUGGUCCAAAGUCGACAGACUUUAAGAUGGUCAAAGUUCACGAGGAAAUAGUUUUAGGUUGGCAGCCGUUUUGCGGUGUCAGUUGUGUGUUGCGAAAUCCCUUUGAGCUAAAUUGCAACGUGCCUCUUUCAAAUUCCUUCACUGUCCUUUGACUUGAAAUGUUGAAUUUUGUACAGGUCGUUGAGCGCUCUCUCAGACAGCUGUGCUGUCUUAUUUAGUGUCAGUGUGAUCGGGAUGGGGAAUUGUGUGAAAUGUGUGUUUGGUUGGUUGGUGCUGAAGAUUUUGCACUCCGAACAAGAGUCCUUUUAAGAAAUCAUAUCACAGUUUUGUGAAUGCAUCCAAUGCUCGGAGGGUAACAUUGUAGUGGCCGUGUAAAAGAGAACUACCGGUAGGUUUACAUGGAUUCAUUCUUCACGAAAUCACUUGGAUAACAUGCUAUGUGUAUUCGUGGCACACAGAAACCAUGGAAAAUACACAUGUAUACACAUUGGAGUUUUUUUUCUUGAAAAUGUACAACUAUAUUUCGAGUAAAAAAAAUACAUGUAUUUGUCUGGAAAAUAUGUCACAUUUUUAUUUUGAAAACAUGUGACUUAAUGUUUGUCUGAUUACAUCGUUUGAUCUUGAAAAUAUAUGAUGAUUUUUAAAGAACUCCCAAAAUGUUCUCCAAAAUACUGUAUAUGACUUAAUUCCUGUAAUAUUACAAUUUUGCAUGACUAUAAUCUCAUAGUGUAAUUUAUAUCUGUAUAUCUAUAUUUUUGAGUGGCCCGAAUACUCUCAUACCAUGUCAACACACAUAAGUGCACUCAAUUUAAAAAAAAAAAAAAACCUCCCUUCAAAGUCUUUAUACCCGAAGUGCAAUCAGAAUACGCGCACGUUUUAUUUGCAGCAUUUGAAAUGGAAGUGUAUCAUCUUGAGCACAACUCUGAAGCAUCAUAUCGGUUGCCUGGUCGAGAAAUCAAAGCCACCAGGUUUUUCCUCUCGGUUCAUCUGAUGAAUAAUUGUGAAUGUUAUAUUCGUGUCAUUUUAACGAACCUGCGAUCCCCCCAAAAAGUCAAUUUUUCAAUGUUUGUUUUUGGAAUGUGGGACGAAACUGGAAUACCCGGAGAAAACCCACACAGUCACAGGGAGAACAUGCAAACUCCAUACAGGAAGGCCCAAGCCAGAAACGAACCCUGCACUUCUGCACUGUGAGGUGGAUGUGCUAACCAGUUGAGUUCAGCAUUUUUUUAAACUGAAUUUUUGACACUGAAUUUUUUUUAUGAUAAAAUAUUUUGGUGUGAAAGACUAACAAUAGUCAGAUAAGGCUCAAUAUAGUGUAAAAAAUUCAACAGUAUUUUUAACUGAAUUUUUUGAUGGUAUAGUAAAUGAGUUUCAAAAAUUCUAAAUUCAGUGUCAAAAAUUCUAAAUUCAAAGUCAAAAAUGUUAUGAACUCUUUUUUUAACGUUUUUUUUCCACCAAAAAAUUGAGAAUUUGAUGUAAAAAAUGUUUUACUUCAAAUUCCCGAUGGUGAAGGUGUACUUCCAUAUAAAAGUGAUUUGGGCGUGUAAAGCGAUAGCCUAUCAGGGAGGUAAAGGGACUUUUGGACUGAAUACUUUCUUUCUUUUUUUUUAAAAUCAUUUCAGAAGUGUUGAGAGACAGUCCACUAGUCUCCUUUUUGGAGUCGGGGGAGGCCAGCUGUGCUGGCUGAUAUGACAUCCAUGCUCUAUGAAUGUGUGAUCUUCACCUUGUAUGCACUUAUGUACAUAUUAUAGAACUCUGUCUAAAUACCCCCCGCCCCAAAAAAAAUUGAAUAAAUCUAGACAGAUGGGUUGCAUAGAAUGUCUAACAAGUGUGUUGUUCAUCAUAACACUGCUGUUUGUCUAUUAUUUGAGUAUAGUGUAACGCUUCAUGUCCUUUUUUUCACAUAUAUGUAUAAUCUUUUUUGCUCACUAAAUGUUUUUUAAAGAAUAUAUUUAAUUUGAGUAAGGUCAUAUGUUGAUGUCAAAUAAUCGUGAGGAAAUGAAAAACACAACAAGUGUACCUUCUAGCAAUAACACUAAAAUGUAGUAAGUCUGAAGGCGUCGUAGCCAAUCACUAACCUAUGCUAGCAGUCAUAUAGUAAAUAUUGUAUUUAAACUGUUCAGGCAUAAAUACAAAACAAUCUAAUGAAAAAUAUUAAUGACAGUAACGGUAACUGAGCUUCAUGACCUUUUCUUUAAUGUCCUGCUUAUAAACUACUUCUAUAUGACUAUGACUACCAACUUUUUCAUACUUAGAAGUGGCUCUUCGCUUUCCACUGGGUUUCAACUCCACAGUGGCAACCCGAAUUUGGAGUUUAUUCGGUAGCCUAUCAUUUACUCAUGCUAACAUUAAGUCACAAUUAGUUGUGUGGAAAACAUCUGACGGCGAGAAGGGGGACCCUGAGGAACGACUGACAUUGGCCCAUAUCAGUGUCAAAAUAACGACAUUGCUUUAAACACUGCAAUGACAACGUAUCGAAAUACCCUGCGUUGGGCCCCUUCCUGGUCAAUGUUGGAUGGUGGCUAGUAGGGGGCGAGAGUCUGUUGAUAUUGGCCCAUAUCAACAACACUUUUAGAAUCCUGGUGUUGGCUUAUUUUGGGUGGGAGGCCUCUGUGGUCCCCCUUGCCUGGGGGGAGGGACGUUGUAUAGAAAACUAGGAUCUCCCCUGUCGUGUUCCCAAAACUCUAAAUUCCCCUUGGCUUUUUCGCCACGCGUUUGUUUUUGUGGGUCGAGGCGUUUGCGCACAGCAGGUUUGGACGUGCGCUCUGCAUUUUAUUUUUUGCUCCUCCAGCCUGCUGUCUUGUUGCCAGAGCGCUGCUCCCAGCUGGAGUGAGUCAUCCUGACAAAUUGUUUCACAGCCAUCCAACUCGCUCAUAUGAACACUAGUGCAGACUGGGGGAAGGGGAUGGAAAGCUGUUUGAGCAUUUAUUCCGCAUCCAUGAUGUUUAUCUUUAGGUCCAUGUACUAGUAAGCUUUUUAUCUUCACUAGUAAGACAACCAAUUGUACUAGUAGAACAACUACCAUAUGUCUUACGAGUAACAUUUUUUUCCAUCACUAAUGCCUACUGGAACACAAUUAAACCUGACAAGUAAACUACUGCGCUGCACUAGGAACACUACUAGGCGUCACUAGCAGGCAUGUGCCACACAUUAGUAGCCUCCUAUUUGCCCACAAAUAGUUUCUCCUCAUUGAUACCAUACAGUUGUUAUAUUACUGCGCCAAAGUUGACCGAGUAGUCAAGGUCCAUGUACGACGACACUGUUUGUCCUCAGUAUUAAAAAACAAAAAAUUGUGAACUAGUACAAUGACUAUAACUUAUUAGUAAUGUUUUUCCCAAAUAUUAGUGCCACUUUUGAUAUGUAGUAUAUAAUUAAACCAUACCAUUAAACUACUGUGUUGCACUAGGAAAACUCUUAGGCCCAACCAGUAGGCAUGUGUCAUGCGCUAGUAGCAUCCUGGCUCCUUGUGGAAUGCCAAACUUGUUCUGUUAGUGUGCAGAAAUGCAAUGCAUACGGUAGUGGGGAAAAAUGCCACUUGUAAAAGAGUCCUUCUAAUAGGGCACUGAAUUGUUUUGAUACACUUGAUAUCAUCUUUAGGUCGAAGCGUGGAAAGAUUCAUUGUUGGAGCAUGGUGAAGUAGUGGUUCGUCGAGUAGGCCGAGUGGCACUCGUCGUGAAAGAAAACAUAUCUAGUAACACAGUCAUUUUACUAGUUCGCACAAGUCGUUCUACUAGUGUAAAAAAGCGUAUAGGGGACAAAAUGGUAUUCGUAAGACAAGGUCAUUCUACAAGUCUGCAAAACUGUCUCACUAGUGAGAGAAUACUAGUACAUGGACUUUAACCAGUAGUAUAACCGUAAUACUAGCAGGACUAAUGCUACGAGUGGAGCAAAACCGCACUAAUUGACAACUGUGUGCUCCUAGUACUGCUAUUGACAUUAUAAAAUUCUACUAUUAGAUUUACUAUGAAUUUAUUGUGCUAGAAGUAGUAAAAGUGCACAGAUGUCAACGAGUGCACAGUUUUGCCUCAUUGGUAACAGUUAGUCGUUCUACAAGUAUGCCAAACUUGUCCUAUUCCGGUUACAUCCAUUUUACAAGCGCACAGAACUAUGUAUGACUGUAGGACUCAAAUGUGAUUUUCUGUUCAUGAUUCAUGUUUGAUACUUGUGUCCAAAAUGUCGAAGAAAAGUCCAAAUUGUAGUUGUUGGGGAGUUUGAGAAUAAGCCAUAUAAGGAAACACUGCUGUUCAUUGUUUGCUUGCUUUUUUUUUCUUCUUCUUGUGCUUUCUACGUACCGCGCUACUUACCAAUCGCAUAUAUGAUCAUUAUGAUCGUUAUUAUGAGUAAGGUACUGUGCCUAAUAUUAUGCCCUUUCUGUUUAAUAAAAACUCAUUCCGAUCUCA